Molecule: messenger RNA, 672 nt
Organism: Clonostachys solani
Lineage: Eukaryota; Fungi; Ascomycota; Sordariomycetes; Hypocreales; Bionectriaceae
Source: the annotation of a GenBank genome assembly
AUGGCUCAGAUUCAGAAGAUGGUGGUGGUGGUGGUCAUGAUGAUGACGAUGAUACCGUGGGUUGUGGCCGACACUAAUUGUACGUCCAGCUCCAAGCCUGAGACUGGUGAGCAAGGUUCUUGGGCCCAGUUCAAAGAGAUUGGCAGCGGGAUUGGCCCUUGGAUCACUUUUUGUACCUUGCUUCUCAACAUUUUUCUCAGCGUCUGGGAUCGUUUCUUUCCCAAGAAAGGCACACAAGGCGACAAAGGCGCUCCCGGUGACAAAGGCGCUCCCGGUGACAAAGGCGCUCCCGGUGACAAAGGCGCUCCCGGUGACAAAGGCGCUCCCGGUGACAAAGGUUCUCCCGGUGACAAAGGUGCUCCCGGUGACAAAGGUGCUCCCGGUGACAAAGGUGACAAAGGUGCUCCCGGUGACAAAGGUGACAAAGGUGAUCCUGGCGAACGUGGACCACCAGGUCCGGUUGGAGAACCAGGUACAUGCCAAUGCCCAUGCCAACGCCGAUCCUCCAGUGCCAUGGUCGAUGCUUCGACGCAAACCUCUCCCCGCGCGGACCACCCGUCUCGGAGUUCAUCUACUCGCUCCUCCCGUACUACUACUGGGACAAAACCAGCGGGGAAGAAGCAGAAGGCUUGGGUGAUGCCUUCGGGAAAACCAGUUGGGAAUCACAAAUAG